Molecule: messenger RNA, 917 nt
Organism: Cladocopium goreaui
Lineage: Eukaryota; Dinophyceae; Suessiales; Symbiodiniaceae
Source: the annotation of a GenBank genome assembly
UGAGCUUGUGUGCCUUGUGUGCCGUUUGCACUAGCCCUAUGUGUGGCCAUGUUUCGGUCUCUGGGGCGAUUCGUCAGAAAAACAAGGAGGAGAGAUGCUUCCCGGACCUGGCAAAGCUUCAGAGAUGCGAAGGUGAUCAAUCCUUUUUCGGAGUACCAAUGGACUUCCCAGCCCUAUCCAAGCUACAACAUGCCGAGGGUUGCCCGCGAUGUCAGACCCCACAGGACCUUGAAGGCCAUCAGCCACUGCGAUGAAAAGGGCUGGUGGCACAUCCUGGAUGCCCAAGGCAGAGAUGUUGGCAAAUUGGCAGCAUUUGCAUCCAGACUGCUUCAAGGAAAGCAUCGUUGCGACUAUGCACCCGAUCGUGUCAAAGGUGACUCUGUGAUCAUCGUAAAUGCCAUCCACGUUUUCUUCCCUGGCCAUACCUGGGUACGGCACUGUUUGAGUUCUAACUUUUUUUUGACGCUCCUCCUUUGCCUGUUUCAGCCACACCUUUGCAAGGACACCAAAAUCUACAGGUUUUGGCGCAACAGAAGGACGGAUCCCCGUGGUGCAAAGGUUCUUACAGCCACAAGAUUGAUGAUGCUCAAUCCUUCCAUCAUCAUUUCACAGGCGGUCAAAGGCAUGUUGCCAAAUAAUCUACUGCGAAACAAUUUUCUUCGCAGGCUCUACUGCUACCCUGGUGCUAUUCAUCCGCAUUGGGGAAUGCCUCAAGUGAUUGUUCCAGUGGAGAAACGGCCUGAAAUGAUUCCAGACGCCUUCACAUUUGAAGCCGAGGUACGCCAAUCAGAGUAAUUCCUUCUGAGUCUAUGGCCUCGCCUUCUGAUAAUAUCCACGGAAUUUUGCGUGGCAAAAUCCCAGCAAAGAGAAAAUGUCAUGAGUCCUGAGUGCUGAGAAGCAGAUGCGAUUGACCAAAC